AUGGCGACAGCGAAAACCCCAACGGCCACAGAUCCGGCAAGGGAGAACCUGUUCAAAACGGCACCGUUGGUUGUAGGAGCUUCGACGGGCGAUCCCGAAGAUGUGGGAGAGGUGGCCGGAGAUUCAGGGGAAGACGAUGGGGGAGAAGGUGGAGAGUCUGUGACGGGAGAUUUAGAAGGAGCAGUCGAGGGUGGAGUGCCCGAAGGAGAAGGUGAAGCAGCUGGUGGAGUGCUCAAAGGAGAAGGAGCGGCGGCAGGUGGAGUGCUCAAAGGAGAAGGGGCAGAGGCAGGGGACUUGGCUGGGGAAGAUGCAGGGGAUUGUGCCCUUGUUGAGGCCAACAAGAGAGUAGCCAUUAGCACAAAAACGACAGCGUUGGAUCGAGCCAUUGUAGAGAGAGUUGAAGAGAAAGUAAGGGAGUUUAAGAAGCAGAUUGAGAAGCGCGGGAUGGGUUUAAGGAGAGAAGGGAGAGGGCGUUUUAUAGGGGAUGGCUGA
Molecule: messenger RNA, 492 nt
Organism: Prunus armeniaca (apricot)
Lineage: Eukaryota; Viridiplantae; Streptophyta; Magnoliopsida; Rosales; Rosaceae
Source: the annotation of a GenBank genome assembly